CUGACAACACCAGCUCCUCUCAACAGCCCAGCCCAGCCCAGCCCCAGACACCACCAUGACCAGCUCCUGCUGCGGCCCCGCCUUCUCCUCCCUGAGCUGCCAGGAAGGCUGCUGCCAGCCCUGCUGCUGGCGCGACCCCUGCUGCUGCCGCCCAGUGUCCUGCCAGACCACCGUGUGCCGCCCCGUGACCUGCGUGCCCCGCUGCACGCGCCCCGUCUGCGAGCCCUGCCGCCGCCCCGUGUGCUGUGACCCCUGCUGCCUGCAGGAGGGCUGCUGCAGGCCCAUCAGCUGCUGCCCCACGUCCUGCACGGCUGUGGUCUGCCGGCCCUGCUGCUGGGCCACCACCUGCUGCCAGCCUGUCUCUGUGCAGUCCCCCUGCUGCCGGCCCCCCUGCUGCCAGCCGGCCCCCUGCCGCACCACCUGCAGGACCACCUGCUGCUGAGACU
Molecule: messenger RNA, 446 nt
Organism: Nycticebus coucang (slow loris)
Lineage: Eukaryota; Metazoa; Chordata; Mammalia; Primates; Lorisidae
Product: keratin-associated protein 2-1
Exons: 1
Coding region: 56-442 (128 amino acids)
Cellular component (GO): keratin filament
Source: RefSeq, a predicted model, not a curated record